Molecule: messenger RNA, 4458 nt
Organism: Drosophila grimshawi
Lineage: Eukaryota; Metazoa; Arthropoda; Insecta; Diptera; Drosophilidae
Product: histone-lysine N-methyltransferase 2D
Exons: 16
Coding region: 223-4377 (1384 amino acids)
Cellular component (GO): plasma membrane
Molecular function (GO): GTPase activity; calcium channel regulator activity; GTP binding
Source: RefSeq, a predicted model, not a curated record
CAGCAACAACAACAGCAGAAGCAGCAGCAAAAGCAACAGCAGCACCAGCAACCUUGCCCGCAUCCAAUCACAAAGCCAACUGCGGAUCGAGGAGUAGGAGGACGUGGAGGUGGUGGCUUUAAUAGAGAAUCAGCUGCUGAUGGAAACCAAAUCAAUGGACUCACUUAUCAUCAGCCCAGCAACUCAGCAUCAACCCCAAGCAUUUUGGAAGCAAUAGUCUAUAUGACAGCCGAUCCGAUCUCUUUAUGCUUUUGGAUAUGUCUACAGCCUGAGCGAUAUGUACCGGGCUCACCCAUCUUUCGCGAGAGCAGUGCAGCGCCAAAUGCCACGCCUACAACAACGCCUAUAACAGCUGCGCCCUCAGCAGCUGGAGUAGGAGCAGGAGCAGGAGAUCCAACAACUACAACGGGCUCCUCACCAACCUCCCGGAGUCGUGGUCAAGCCAUGACCGUAUCCCUUUCACAUGCAGCACAGGGCAAUAGCACCACUAGCCACCACCAACACAGCAGCAACAAUAACAACAACAACAAGCCUAAGCCGCUACCCACCUGCUAUAUGAGCACAAGAUCUGCGGCGAUGAUGGCACUUGCGCUGGGCCAACACUCCAGCGAGAAGACAUCUCCAACACAAGCAGCAAGCUGCGUCAAGCAAUCCACGUCCACGCCCAGUUCCAAUGCCUCGCCACGCACAAACAAUAGAUCUGUGUCCACAACGCGACCUGCAAACCGCUCCACGCCCAACACAACAACUGCACCCGCAUCUACUGCGAAUACUUCCAAUACACAAAAAACAACAGCAACUACUACGUCCACGUCUACGUCCAGAUCCACAUCGAAGCCAGCAACGCCAACAGCGGUGCGUGCUGCGGCUCAAUUAAACGGCAUGGGCAUCCUCUCAGGCGGCAGCAACUCCAGCGGCUCGGAUAACGAUGGCUUCAGCACCUCCGGCUCAUCAACUGCAACGGCUCUGCGUCGACUGUACUUUAAGAGUGGACGCAGCAUCAAGAACAAGAUCAAUUCAUCAACCUCAGUCAGCACGCCGCUCAACAGCUUACCCAUGAAUGCCGUUUCCAGUGCCUACCACAACUCUGUGAGUGGUGCAACACCUAUGCAUCCCAUGGGCGCGGGUGGAGUGCCCAAGCUGGUUAUAAUGGGUACUUCGUCUGCAUCGAUACCGGAUACGACCAUCAACACAUCCACAGACUCGGCCUGCACCCUCAUAACCAAUGUGACGCACACGGAUACCUCAGAGACGUGCGACUCCCUUGAUUUAGGCGACAAUUCUGGGCCCAGCGAGCCGCUUUUCAGUUCGCUGGAGGAGCCAUUGCUCACGGCCAUACAAAUCGAUUCGGAGCAUGAGGCAGGGGGUACUGAAUUGGAACUAACGAGCUGCUCACGUUAUUCAACGCGACCCGACAUGAAUCUGCAGGACAGCACCGAGCAGAGCCAGGAAUCCUGUCUGUCCAUACUGACCGGAGAGCCAUCAUCCACAACGCCACUGUUGCUAUCGUCGUCACGUCAGCCCAGCACGGCACCACCGCCAACACGUGCACGUGAGCACUUCACAUUCGAUCCGCCGCAAUCACCCAAGUCGGCACGCACCAGCGAGAAAGUGCGCAGUCAUUUCACCUUCAAGGAGGAUGCACAGCAGAGACACCAGCAGCAGCAACAGAAGCAACAGCAGCAACAGCAGCAGGGGCGCCGGGCGAGCAGCUCAGCGCAUUAUGCGGGCACUGCAGCUGGCAGCGACGAUGAGGCGUCGCAGGAGGAGCGCAUUGCGAUUGUUAAUCGCAACAAGAAAUUACGCGCCAAGGAGCGAUGCGAUGCGAUGAAUACCAAUGGCACCACAACAACACGUAAUCGCAUCUCGCCGAGCGUUUCACCCUCGUCCAGCAGCCGCACGAGUCCCAAACGUGAGCGGAAACGAACCACGCCCUCCGCCUCGACGGGCGCCAUUGCCAAAAUCAACUCGGCACCGCCCACAAUGAAAGAUGGUAAUUUCUUUGGCAGCUGCCAGAACCAGAACCAAAAUCAGCAGAAGCAGCGCCAAACCCAACAACAGUUGUCACCCUCGUCCACGUUGUGUGCCCAGCAGCAGCGAAAGUAUUCGUCCAGCUCAUCCAGUGGCAGCAGCGAGCGCUGUUUGCGUGAGGCAAACAACGCUGCUGGCACAAUGUUUCCAUUUGAUCGCGAGGCAUUGGAUUAUGAACGGAUUCAGCGGGAAUGCUUUGCACCCAGCUCGGCGACGGCAAGCACCAGCAGCGAUUCGGAUGAGGUGGACAAUUGUUCCGUCUAUGAGCGCAGGAUGAGUACCGAUAUCUUUCAGCAAUACUCGCGCCUUACCCAGAAGGAGCAACAGCAACAACAACAGCAACAGCAGCUCAAUCAUGAUCGGGAUCAUCCACCGUCCCGCAAGAAUUCGAAGCGCAUUCGACCCGAUUCCGUUAUACACACAACAAUACGAGAGAAUCAGCAAUAUGUGCCACAAUCCGAUGCCUUCUAUCCGCAGGCCAAGUCAUCGUCCUCGCCCAGCGACCACUCCUACGCCGAGCUCAAUAAGUUCGAGGAUAUUGCCAACAAAUUUGAGCAGAUACCACCCAAACAUGGCUCGAACUCCACACUGAAUCUGCACAUGCUGCAUAUGCAUAGUCCGGGCAGCGAAUCGCAACAAUCCGCUGCACUCAGUCCCACAGACAGCACACGCAAACGCUCCUUCAAAAGCAAAUCCAAGUCAAAGGUGCAACAGGCGCAACAACUGGAGGAUUCAUUGCCGGGUGGUGGGGGUUCAAUUAAUGUGACAGCUAAUCCCUUGGAGGCAGCGGCCGUCUGCAAGCAGCCGCGUGCCACAAUCGUUGUCCAACAACCCUCACUCAGCAUGGACAACACCGUGGAAACACUGCUCAUCAAGAAUGAAGGGGAUUUCAUCAGUGUGGAGCAAGGCAAGGAGCUAAAUGCACGCAAGCGUCACUCACAGCAGCUGGCACAUCCGCCGCAUGUUGCCCAACUGCAUCAUCAUCAUCAUCAUCACCAGGUGCAGGGACACGCUUAUUCCCAACAGCAACAACAGCAGCAACAGCAACAACAACAGCAACACAAACGCGAUGAGAACAUGCGCCAGUUGUUGGAUGUAACCAAUACGCUAACAAUUGAGGAGCUGCGCGACUUUGAAAUGCGCUAUGGCUCACCGCAUCACAGUCGCUCGCAGUCAGUGAAAAUGCCCGGCAGUCGUGCCUCGGGCCGCCCAAAUCAACUGUGUCUGCCCCAGCAAAGAUCUCGUGUGGCAUCAAUGCCAAAUACUGGCGUUGAGGAGGAAUAUUACAGACUACGCCACUUUUCUAUUACCGGCAAAGGCGUUGUGAAUCGCGGUGAUUCACUGAAGAGUCGACGCAGUCGCUCCAACAACAGCGUUGCCAGCUCCAAUUCAAGCACAGAACACUUGACUGCCCAGCAACAGCAGCAGCAGCAGCAGCAGCAACAACAGCAGCAGCACCCACAGCAGGGACAACAACAACAGUUGCCCGCACCCAGCUCGACUUCGGCACGCACCUCACUGGCCUCCAGUCGUGAGAGUAGCACCUCCAAUCCAGGCAAUGGACCGUACAGAGUUCUGAUGCUAGGCGGUCCCGCUGUCGGUAAAAGUUCGCUGGUCUCACAGUUCAUGACCUCGGAGUAUUUGCAUGCAUACGACACAAGCAUUGAUGAUGAAUCUGGCGAAAAGGCCGUAUCAGUAUUGCUCAGCGGCGAGGAAUCCGAGCUAAUAUUCAUAGAUCAUGGAUACACCGAUAUGACUCCAGAUGAAUGCUUGACCAACUAUGAUCCGCAUGGAUAUUGCGUCAUCUACUCCGCGGCGGACCGCAGUAGUUUUAGCAUUGCCGAACAGGUGCUUCAGGUGCUGUGGACCAAUCAGAAUAUCGCACAGAAAGCGGUUAUACUAGUGUCGAACAAAGCGGACCUUGCCAGGAGUCGACUUGUCACAUCCGAAGAGGGCAAAGCUAUGGCCACAGCAUAUGAUUGCAAAUUCAUUGAGACAUCGGUGGGCAUUAAUCACAAUGUGGAUGAGCUGCUGGUGGGUCUACUAUCACAGAUACGCCUCAAGCUCGAGAAUCCAGAGAAAUCCAGGGAUCUGUUUCGCAAGCGUUCCAUUCGCAAGUCCAAGCGUCGUGCCUGCUCCCCGUUGAAUGCCGGCUGCUUAAAUGCUAACACGCCGCUGGGUCCACUGGGAGAUGUUGCUGGAACGCCGCCUGGCAGUGCACAGAGCAGUCCACGUAAAUACCGGGGAUCGCGCACCUCCACCAGCCUCAAGGUUAAGGGACUGCUGGGACGCGUCUGGACACGCGACUCCAAGUCCAAGAGCUGCGAGAAUCUGCACGUACUUUAAGAGCCUCCUAAAGCACAUCCAACACACACACACACACACACAACGACUGAGCAUGGGCAGCAAAUGGUAGGGGGAGGGGGG